UGCAACAAUAGACAACACACAAAAGCAAAGAACAACAAGAACAACCAAAAAGAGCAACAACAACAACAACAUCAAAGAGCAACAAUGUCCGAGAGCAGCGAUAACAAUGGUGACCCCCAAUCGCAGGGUCAAAUGGGGGCCGAGGGUUCCGGGGAGGCUGUGGGCGAAAACAAAAUGAAGUCACGCCUACGCAAAGGAGCCCUCAAGAAGAAGAAUGUCUUCAAUGUGAAGGAUCAUUGCUUUAUAGCCCGAUUCUUCAAGCAGCCAACAUUCUGUUCGCAUUGCAAGGACUUUAUUUGUGGUUAUCAGUCGGGAUAUGCCUGGAUGGGCUUUGGCAAACAAGGAUUUCAAUGUCAAGUUUGCUCUUAUGUGGUGCAUAAGCGUUGCCAUGAAUAUGUCACUUUCAUAUGUCCUGGCAAGGAUAAAGGCAUUGACUCGGACUCACCAAAAACUCAACAUCACUUCGAACCAUUCACAUAUGCAGGACCCACGUUCUGUGAUCAUUGUGGUUCGUUAUUAUAUGGAAUAUACCAUCAGGGUCUCAAAUGUUCAGCUUGUGACAUGAAUGUCCAUGCCCGCUGCAAGGAGAAUGUACCAAGUCUUUGUGGCUGCGAUCAUACCGAACGUCGUGGACGCAUCAAUCUGGAGAUCAAUGUCAAAGAGAAUCUAUUAACUGUCCAAAUUAAGGAGGGUCGCAAUCUCAUACCCAUGGAUCCGAAUGGUCUAAGUGAUCCUUAUGUUAAGGUCAAGCUCAUACCCGAUGACAAAGAUCAAUCCAAGAAGAAGACGCGCACUAUUAAGGCAUGCCUGAAUCCAGUAUGGAACGAAAGCAUUAGCUAUGAUCUCAAACCAGAAGAUAAAGAUCGUCGCAUUUUAAUCGAAGUUUGGGAUUGGGAUCGCACUUCACGUAAUGAUUUUAUGGGUGCUCUAUCCUUUGGCAUUUCGGAGAUCAUUAAGAAUCCAACCAAUGGCUGGUUUAAGCUACUUACCCAGGAGGAGGGUGAAUACUACAAUGUGCCAUGUGCCGAUGACCAACAGGAUUUGCUCAAGCUCAAGCAGAAGCCAUCACAAAAGAAACAAUUGGUAAUGCGCAGUGAUACGAAUACCCAUUCACAGUCCAAAAAGGAUAUGAUCCGAGCCACGGAUUUCAAUUUCAUCAAGGUGCUGGGCAAGGGUUCCUUUGGCAAGGUCCUGCUGGCCGAGCGUAAAGGCAGUGAAGAGUUAUAUGCCAUCAAGAUACUCAAGAAGGAUGUCAUUAUCCAGGAUGAUGAUGUCGAGUGCACUAUGAUUGAGAAACGUGUUCUGGCUCUCGGUGAGAAGCCGCCAUUCCUUGUUCAACUGCAUUCCUGUUUUCAGACAAUGGACCGUCUUUUCUUUGUCAUGGAAUAUGUGAAUGGCGGCGAUUUAAUGUUUCAAAUACAACAAUUUGGUAAAUUUAAAGAACCCGUGGCCGUAUUUUAUGCCGCCGAAAUAGCCGCUGGUCUUUUCUAUUUACAUACCAAGGGUAUACUAUAUCGUGAUUUAAAAUUGGAUAAUGUUUUGCUCGAUGCCGAUGGUCAUGUGAAAAUUGCCGAUUUUGGCAUGUGCAAGGAGAAUAUUGUCGGCGAUAAGACAACUAAAACAUUCUGUGGCACUCCCGAUUAUAUAGCCCCCGAGAUUAUUUUAUAUCAGCCCUAUGGCAAAAGUGUGGAUUGGUGGGCAUAUGGCGUUCUACUCUACGAGAUGCUGGUGGGUCAACCCCCCUUCGAUGGUGAAGAUGAGGAGGAACUCUUUGCAGCCAUAACCGAUCAUAAUGUUUCCUAUCCCAAGAGUCUCAGCAAAGAGGCCAAAGAGGCUUGCAAAGGGUUCCUUACCAAGCAGCCGAACAAACGUUUGGGUUGUGGUCCAACUGGUGAGGAAGAUGUGCGUCUACAUCCAUUUUUCCGGCGCAUCGAUUGGGAGAAAAUUGAAAAUCGUGAAGUUCAGCCACCAUUCAAGCCGAAAAUUAAACACCGCAAAGAUGUGUCAAAUUUCGAUAAGCAAUUCACAUCAGAGAAAACAGACUUGACGCCCACGGAUAAGGUAUUCAUGAUGAAUCUCGAUCAAUCGGAAUUUGUUGGCUUCUCCUAUAUGAAUCCCGAAUAUAUUAUUAGUCCAUAAAUCGAAUCGUAAUGGAGAAAUUUUUUCAUUCAGCGAGUUGUGCAACUGAACUUGUCGUUUAUCCUCGAAAAAAAAGACACUUGUUAAUAAUGCUUUCAAAAACUUCAAGCAAUAAUUAUUUUAUUAUUUUUC
This is a messenger RNA of Drosophila willistoni, 2271 nucleotides long. It is a transcript of the gene Pkc53E, whose product is annotated as protein kinase C, brain isozyme. The transcript has 14 exons. Lineage: Eukaryota; Metazoa; Arthropoda; Insecta; Diptera; Drosophilidae. The coding region runs from base 85 to 2139 and encodes 684 amino acids. Gene Ontology annotation, molecular function: ATP binding; zinc ion binding; diacylglycerol-dependent serine/threonine kinase activity. Gene Ontology annotation, biological process: protein phosphorylation. The record is from RefSeq and is a predicted model, not a curated record.